CCAUCUUCAAUCAUCCUCUCUUUCCAUCCACGAUCACCCGCUCUGGUGUCAGUGGCAUGAGCGGGCCGGAUAUGCCCACCGGCGUCGACGCCGCCUUCGACCUCGCAAACAUACCACGAGAUUACCUCGAAGCCUACCCCUUCCCAGCGUUCGUCCUCAUCCUCCGCCGCCCCGCCAACCCAGCACUCCCAGCCCAUCCCUUCGACCAGCCAUGGAACGCCCUCGGCCCAGCAAGCUUCACCGAGCCUCUCGCCCCAGUCUGGGUCAACAGACGCUGGUCCCGAGUCGCAGGCACGCGCCAUCUGCUCGACUGCAUCACUGUGGACGGCGCACGACGCCUUGGCGACUGGCUCUCCGGUGUGAGAAGCCUGCGCGAGCGCGAACGUCUGGCCGUGUCAUGGGCCGCGCACGGCGGUGUCGCGGCAUCCACCACGUCCGAUGAUCAUCUUGAGUCGGCCGCACGCCAGUUCGUCUCCAAACGUGGCCCGCCCUAUGCCGCCGAGGGUGAAUACGCGCCCCUUGCGCCCGCUGCUCUCGAAGAGGACCUCUCAGAAGAAACAGAGACAAUCACUUUGGACUUUGCCUUCCCCCGCGGCAAGGCGCUUCUCGAACUCGUGAUGGCCCCCCUUCCAUUGUAUGUCCGAGGUGGUGCGGCCAGCGUUACCAAUAGUCUCGGGGUCAUUACGAUGCGACCGCGAUCCAACCUCGCCCUCUUCCGUGCUGGCUCCAGCGCCUCCUCCCCACCGUUGUCGGCCCUCCAGCGUGCGCCGUCCUGUAAAGACCCCACGCUGUUCUCGAAACCCCGCGGGGGUGCGCAAGACACGCUCUUCAAUGGCCAGUCCGUCAUCCAUAACUGGGUGACGGGCAACGCGAUCCAUAUCAAGCAGGAUGGGACGAGUGUGCCGCAACCGGGGCCAAGGGACGAAACCCACCCGUGCGGCCUGCCGAUGGACGUGCGCACCCUUCUCUGGACCAAAGACUGGUCGGCGACGCCGCUUGGCCCACUGUCACAGUGGCCAGCAACGCUGCGCAUGGUCAUGGGGCUAUGCAUGGGCUUCCCCAUCCGCGUGUGCAUUUGGUGGGGGCGUGACCUCACCAUGCUGUACAAUGAGGCAUUUGCUCAGAACUUCUCGAAGCAUCCGCACGGGUACGGCGCCAGCGGAGCGGAGGCAUGGGCGGAGCUGUGGAGCGGCGCAGGAAGCUACACCGAGCUCGUUCUCUCCGGCACAAGCAUCUACAAGGACGACGACUUGUAUCUCUAUCGCGACUCGCACGGCAAGACAUAUGAGACCUACCGCUCAGGUGUUUGGUCAGUGGUGAUGAAUGACGAGGGCGAGUUCGGCGGUGUGUGGUAUGCGCAUCGUGACUCGACCGCCAAGGUCGUGUCAGAUCGACGUGUGGCUAUGCUGCGCGAGCUGGCAGAGCGCACGUCGGCCGCGCGUACACUUCACAGCUUCGAAACUGGGCUACUCGAGACAUUACACGCACACCCGAAGGAGGCGCCUUUUGCCCUUCUCUACCUUGUGGACCAGCGACUGCAUGUUCAUCGCGAAGAAGACGACCAGGUGCGCCUGCGGUACGCAGGCGGCGUCGGCAUCCCCGACACACAUCCUUCAGCGCCGCAGGUCGUCACACUCGAACGCGGGGCGGUGAUGGACAAGCCUGCAAGCCGGCCACGCACACCCUCAACGGACUGGCCUUGGCCCUUCGAAGAGGCAAUGCGGACGCGUGCCCCCAUCGUAGUCCCGAACAUCAGAGCGCUCAUCGGCGGGUACCCCGUGCGCGCGUGGGACGAGCUUCCCAACGCCGCAGUAGUCGUUCCGCUUAAUCUCAACAGCGAGGAUGGACUGCCCGGCGCGGUGCUUGUGCUCGGACUCAGCUGUCGGCUUGAUUAUGAUUCGACCUACGCCGAGUUUGUCUCUGAACUUCGGUUCCAGGCAGCGUCGUACCUCGCGGCCGUGCGGCUGUAUCACGGCGACCAGCAUCGGAUUGACAACCUCGCGUCGCUGAACAGCGCCAAGAGCAGCUUGUUUUCUCAUGUCUCUCACGAGUUGUUCACUCCAAUCACCCUUAUCUCUGGUCCACUGGAUGACUUGCUGGCCGAGAUGAGGGAAGGCCCGCAUAUGGGCAUGGUCGAGUUGGCUCGCCGCAACGUGCGCCGCUUAAAGCGGCUCGUCCAAAUGAUAAUGUACCUCUCACGCCUGGAGAAUGGGCGGUUCAAGGGGUCAUUUCACCGCGAGAAUCUCGGGUGCAUCACCGCCGGCGUCGCAGGCAUGUUCCUGAAGGCCGCGCACAAAUGCCAGAUCGAUUACACAAUUGCGUGUGAUGAGACGCAGCGCGAGACAUUCGUCGACCGCGAGCUGUGGGAGAAGAUUCUGUUCGUGCUCAUCGGGAACGCCAUUGAACUGUCUUCUCAUCGCUCGAUGGAGGUUCGUCUCGAGUACGAGGGCUCCCGCGCAAUUAUAACCAUCGGCGACACCACUUCAGCGGGAGCCAAUGGCUCUGGACGGCGCUCCGAAGCGAGCGACACCACCAUCGCCCUCGAGUUUGCCAAGAAACUUGUUCAGCUCCAUGGGGGCGUCUUCACGCGCAUGAUGGAAGCGGAUGAGGGAUUCACCUACCGCGUCGAGCUGCCGCUUGGCUCCAGUCAUCUGCCAGAAGAAGCGCUGGGGGACCCCUCGGAUCAAGUUGUCCCUCGUGUUGCUGCCCAGUUCGGACAUGAGGUGCUCGACGAGCUGUUUAUCGCCCAGCGAGAACGAGAGGAUGCGAUAGCCUCGAUGCCCAAUGGUUUCUCGCUCCUAUCAAACGGUCACAGCUCGGAAGCGAGCGGCGAGUUGUCCCGCGGCUCCUCCAACCACGACCAUGGCACAGUCUACUUCACUCCCCACGACGUCAUUCUGGUUGUUGACGAUGUGCCAGACAGCAGGCGGUACAUUGUGUCAAUCCUGAGGCCGUUUUGCAAAGUGGUUGAGGCAGCCAAUGCUGAGGAGGCACUUGACCGCUUCGACGAAUUUGCGCCUGAUUUGAUUAUAUCUGAGGCGGUGCUUCCCGAUCUUGACGGACCGGGCUUGAUCGCCGAGCUGAGGGCUGGUACGCGGGCCCAGCGUAUCGUUCCCAUCCUUCUAUUGACUGCGGCCGACGUUGUGCGCGACGGUGGAACGUUCCGCGCCGAUGACACGCUGUCGAAGCCGUUCAACGCGCGCGAGCUAAUCACUCGUGCCGACAUGCAAAUGCAGCUUGGCAAGAAGCGGCGGGCUCUGGAACAGCUCUUCGAGGAGCGUACUGCUGAGUUACGCCUGCUUACUGAAGGCUCGCCAGUGGGCAUGUUCCGCGUCGAUGCCGAGGCGCAGGUUCUCUACGCAAACCCGACGUGGCUGGCCAUGACCAGCUUCUCGAAGGAGCAGUUACCGCGGUGCCUCGACGACUGGCGCCAUUUAUUGACGAAAGAGAGUUACGCGGAAGCCGUUCCAGUAUGGGAGGCGUUCUCCAAAGGAGACGCGCAGCGCAUGGUGAUCGAAGUUCAGUGGAAGAACGGGCGGUGGGCGCAUCUCACUGUCUAUCGGCUGCCUGAGACGCGGUUGUCCGAUGAAAAGAGCUUUAUCGCGUGCUCUAUGGACAUCACCGAGCGCAAACUCAAUGAGGAGAUGCAGCGGCAGAGGGUCGAGGACGCCGAGAUGCGUCGCGCCGAAGCCGAAGAGGCACGGCGCCAGCAGGAGCUGCUCAUCGACAUUACGAGCCACGAGAUGCGCAACCCCGUGAGUUCGCUCAUGCAGUGCGCCGCGCUCGUCAAGACAAACCUCGUGUUCCUGCAUGAUCAAUUUGAACUAGUGCUUAAGGAGAACCGGGCGUUCUAUCCUACCCAGCAGCUGGUCAGCACACUGGUCGAGGACCUUGAGGCGCUUGACAGCAUCUAUCAGUGCGGACUGGCCCAGGAGCGCAUUUGCAAUGACGUGCUGUCCCUUGGUAAGAUCCAGUUAAACCUUCUUCAAAUGUUCGAUGUCAGCACAAACAUACGCGGGAAUGCCCACGGCAUUAUCGCGAUAUUCCAGAACGAAGCGCGGAUGAAUCGCAUCGCGCUUCAGCUAGACAUGUCGCCAUCGUUCCAGGAUUUAGGCGUGGAAACGAUCAUGACAGAUCCCGUUCGCCUUGGUCAAGUCGUGUCGAAUCUACUUUCGAACGCGACACGUUUCACGGCUAACUCCACCGAGCGGCGAGUUCGGCUGAGUAUGGAUAUCGGCGUUGAACCUCCUCUCGACGACGGGUGCUCUAAACCUGUUCCCAGCACACGACCUCCACCGCUUAAGGAGGGCAUGCCAAUCUAUCUCUACGUCUCAGUGGCGGACACGGGUCCUGGGUUGACCGAGACAGAGCUGGGCAACCUCUUCCAGCGCUUCUCACAGGCCUCUCCGAUGACGCACACGGUUUUCGGCGGUUCCGGGCUUGGGCUAUUCGUGUGCCGCAUGAUCGUCGAGCGAAUGGGUGGCCGGAUUGAGGUCACGAGUGAAUACGGCAAGGGCUCAGAGUUCCGAUUCUUCAUCCAGUGUCGCGUCGGAGAGAUCAAGAAGCACGCUCCUGCCCCUGGCGUUGAACGGAUUCCUACCAUCACGCGCAGAGAUGGCCAGCGGCGCGUGCUUGUGGUCGAGGACAAUGUGAUCAAUCGCACGGUUUUGUUGCGGCAGCUCAAGCACGUGGGGAUCAUCGCGGAGGCGGCCACGAAUGGGCUCGAGGGGUUGGAGAAGGUGAAAGCUGCAACGCGAGAGGUCGGCACGGGGUACGACUGCGUGCUCAUGGACCUCGAAAUGCCUGUCAUGGAUGGGUACACCGCCACGCGGCAGGUGCGCAUUGCUGAGGCCGCGGGCGAGUUGGACGUGACACCGAUCGUCGCGUUGACGGGAAACGCACGGCAUGCACAGCUCGAGAGCGCGAUGGCCGACUUUGACGCCGUCGUCGUCAAGCCAUACCGCCUCGAUGAUCUGUUGCAAACUAUGGAGAGGGUGAUGGCGCGGGAGCGGGAGGCGAGAUAGGUAAGAGCUCCACCACUGAGCGGUGCAGACGUUGUAUGAUGUAACAUAUGGGAUUAUAGCAUGUCAUCGGUAUCAGUUUCAA
Cutaneotrichosporon oleaginosum is the source of this 5106-nucleotide messenger RNA. RefSeq lists its product as uncharacterized. The record is from RefSeq and is a predicted model, not a curated record. Gene Ontology annotation, molecular function: phosphorelay sensor kinase activity. Lineage: Eukaryota; Fungi; Basidiomycota; Tremellomycetes; Trichosporonales; Trichosporonaceae. Gene Ontology annotation, biological process: phosphorylation; phosphorelay signal transduction system.